Drepanopeziza brunnea f. sp. 'multigermtubi' MB_m1 is the source of this 744-nucleotide messenger RNA. NCBI's taxonomy places the organism in Eukaryota, Fungi, Ascomycota, Leotiomycetes, Helotiales, Drepanopezizaceae. The record is from RefSeq and is a predicted model, not a curated record.
AUGCCACUCCCGAGAUCGAUUUGCGCGAUCCUGCUAGCCUUAAGCUUUCUCUUUGAUGGAGCGCGCGGAGUAACUCCAGGACGGAUAGUGAUCGGCUACCGAACCGUUGCCGAGGGGGAAGCCGAGGAUAUCAACGAGGAUAACAAGCCGUAUAGGGAAGCACUGAUCGAUGAAGCUCGCCAGAAGCUUAAUCAGCUGGGAAACGGCCUACAUAUCAGUAAAUCAAUUUCAUAUUUUGUACCACUGCAUGUGUCACGCUCUUGUUGCGCUCAAGCUGAUAGACUCUCAAUAGUGCGGGAGCCGGUUAGCUGGGAGGGCUUUCCGUGGUGGCGCAACUGGUACUGCGUCAUCGAGGCGGAUAUCAACAAGAUUGCCAAAGCGCACAAGAUAUACAUCCCCGAAUACUACCAACAGACGGACUGGGACGGCCAGCGUAGCGAUGUGGUACUGUGGCACGGAGGCGAAGACGUUAUCGUGGAUUACAUCACGCAGGGUGUGCCGAAAGACCCCGGGAAGGCGCUGCGCUUCUCGUGGAUCUCGGAUUUCGACUGGGAGCUGCAGAUGCUCAUCCCCACCGCGGUGGUAAACAACGACGAGUUGGACCUGUGGUCUGAAUGCUUCGAGACGAAGGACGAGCUGAAGGAAUACUCGAGCGAGGUUGUCGAUUGGGAGAGCUGGGGUAUCGCGGGGGAUUGUGGACUACCGAGUCUGGAAACCUUCGUUCCGUGGAUAGACGAUGUUUGA